UGGGGGAGGAGGGAAAGCGGCGAGUAAGAUGGAAGAUGAGGAGGUCGCUGAGAGCUGGGAGGAGGCGGCAGACAGCGGGGAAAUAGACAGACGGUUGGAAAAAAAACUGAAGAUCACACAAAAGGAGAGCAGGAAAUCCAAAUCUCCUCCCAGAGUGCCCAUUGUGAUUCAGGACGAUAGCCUUCCCACGGGGCCCCCUCCACAGAUCCGCAUCCUCAAGAGGCCCACCAGCAACGGUGUGGUCAGCAGCCCCAACUCCACCAGCAGGCCAGCCCUUCCGGUCAAGUCCCUAGCGCAGCGGGAGGCGGAGUACGCCGAGGCCCGGAAGCGGAUCCUGGGUAGCGCCAGCCCUGAGGAGGAGCAGGAGAAACCCAUCCUCGACAGGCCAACCAGGAUCUCUCAGCCCGAAGACAGCAGGCAGCCCAAUAAUGUGAUCAGACAGCCCCUGGGUCCUGAUGGGUCACAAGGCUUCAAACAGCGCAGAUAAAUGUGGGCAAGAAAGGAUGCCACCACUGCUGCCAUCACCGCCUCCUGGGUCGUCUGCCACGGGUUGCACUGCUGUGGCAGACAGCUGGACUUGAGCAGAGGGAACGACCUGACUUACUUGCACUGUGAUCCCCCUUGCUCCGCCCACUGUGACCUUGAACCCCAUGCACUGUGACCUCCCCCCCUGCCCCCCUUCCCCCUGUGUUUGGCACGUCGACAAGGGCUGUCCCAAGUCAGUGGAAAGGGAAAGGGUGAGGGCUAGGGGAGGGUUGGGGGGACCCACCGAGGACUCAGAGUAGAAUCAGACAGUGCUGCUUGGGAUAAAGCUAGUGCCAGCAAUAACAGUUUAUCAUGCUCAUUAAUUUGGGAUUUCAAAACACAGAUGAGAACCUCCCCCCAAGUGCAUGUCUUCAUCACUUUAAAAGCAAGUUCCAUUUGAAAAUAUCCUUUCUCCCCACCCCCCCAUUUUUGUUUGUUUAUACAAAUAAUCUGAUUUGCAAGAAAAAGUGCAUGGGAGGAGUUUUAGCAUUUUAAUGAAUUUUUAAUUGAGAAAGGGUAGUUUGGUAGUCUACUUAAAAAUGUUUCUGGGAAAUUCGCUAGAAACAUUAACCAAUAGGAUUUUGGUGAGCUUAGCUUCUUCUGUAUUCCUACUGCCGCCCAGAAAAGGGGCAGGGCUCCACAGCCCACAGGACAGAUGAGUACCCAUGCCUAUACCUCCCUCCCCCAGCUAAGUUCCAGGGCAUCUUGGCCUGCCUAGAGACUGGGCUAGCUCUAUAGGCUCAGAGAGCCUGGGGAGGGUGCCAACCCCACCUCUAGUAUUUUGGGAGAUAGGGAAAGUGAACAGACUUCCCCUUCCCAUACCCCUCAGGGUGGUUCCCUACCAGCCAGGCUUGCUACUUCCAGAAGAGAGUCCAGUGUCAGAGAGUGAUACUCUGCACUCCUGGGCUCAAAAGUAAGAGAUGUGAGGCUUGUUCAGUAUUUUGUGUCAGCAUGAGGAAAACCAGAAGAGAGUCAGGCUCCAGAACUCUGAGCCUUCUGCCUAGUGUGGCCAGAAGGUGAGUAGAUCUUCCUUUAUAGCAAGGCUUGAACUCCCCAGGGUCUGUAGUGCUCCGUCUCCAUUGAUGGCACCGGCUCAGUAACUAUACCUGGUGCCCUUCUUUUUUGAAAUCAGUACCUUGGGAGCAAACCAUUCUGAAUACAGUUGGGAUGAAAGGAAAAGCCUUGCAUUGCAAAGAUUGGUUAUGACAGACUGGUUCCCCAGAGGCCUAGGCUACCUACCCUUCACCCCUUUUUCCAGAGCAAGGGUCUGGAAUGAAGGCAUUUUUCCUCCGUCCCUUGAACCUGGAGAUUUGCCUUGCCCUUGGGGUGGAAGAGGCAAAGAGGACAGCUGCCCAGAGCAGCUGUGUGAUGUGUGCCGUCUGGCUCUUCUCAGGCUGUCUGGCCUCUUCUCUUGCACUGCGCCUUAUCCCUCAGCCAGCCAGGCAGCCUCCUCACUCCCACCCAGCAGGUGGGUUGUGGAGUGGUUAGUGUGACAUUUUGCAAUUAGGGCAGCUCGUGGUGGUGGCCAAGGUGGCAAGCUAGGUUUAGCAGGCUCACUCUGCCUUUGGUUUACCUGGCUUAGCCUUGCCCUGUGGGAAUGGUAAGCCAGGCCCGGCUAGCCAUGUCCCACCACACCUCCCUGUAGGAGGAAGGGCUGGCCAGUUGAGUCAGUAAGUAGAGCAUAGCACAGCUUUAAAACUGUGUGAAGCCAGGAGAUUGUGAGCACAGCUGGAACCGAGCUCAGUCUGUGAGAGCCCACUGGUGGUUGAGUAAUGCCCACAGCUGUUCUAAGGGGGAAUUUUACCACCACAGUGGGCAAGGGAGAACGUUGGCUGCUAUCUUUAUAGUUCCACUGCCCUGACCAAGCUUCUGCAUUCUAAAAUGUGUGGUUUUGGCUAUUCCUUAUGUAAUAGUGGUCUCUGGGCCAAGGCGAGAUUGUCCCUUCAGUGGCAGAGGUAGGCCAGGUGGGAAGACCAGAGGUGCUGAUUGCUCAGCCGUUGGGACCACCUGUUCAUUGGCCCCCCUCCCCUAGUGGGAGCCAAAGGAAGGACUCGCUGACGGGUGUCUGCAGACUGAGGAUAUGGCAAGGACUGGUGCGCCCACCUCCCUACGGCCAAAGAUGGGGCUCUGCCCACUGUGUGCCCGUCACACCCACCAGCAGUCAUGCUCUGGCUUCCCAGGUUGAGAGGUGGCAGGCAGGAAAAAGAAAACAGGAAACUGAUGUGUUGGGGGGAGGCGGGAGGGGAGAUGGGAGAACGGUUUGGAUUUGUUUUGUUUUGUUUUGUUUUUGUAGUUGUCUGUAACUCUCCUUAAGUGCUUUUUUUUUUUUUUUUUUUUAAAAGUAAGCUGCAGGCUUUGGCUUGGAAAACUUCAGGGGGGUGGGGGGCAGAAACCUGAGGCUGCUGCCCCUUUAUCUGCCUUCAUGGUACUGUCCCCUUCCCCCAGCUUCUCCCUGACCCCACGAUCCAGGCCUCAGACCUUCCAGGUAACCGCUUCCCGUGAGCCACUACUCUGAUGUCAGCCUAUAACCAAAGGAGCUGGGGGGGUCUGGGCCUGGUGACCAACCCUUCUCAGCCCAUUCAAUCAGGGUGCUCCCCACCUGCAGGCAGGAGGCAACACCCUAUCUGCUACCAUCAGACCCUUCCAGAGCCCACCUGCCCUGCCCAGCCCUGCCCUGUCCAGCCCAGCCAUACCCUGCUCUGCCCCAUCUGGGCAUGCUCUGCUCAGGGAUGGGCCGGCGGGGCUACAUCCAGCCUCCCUGGUAAGCAGAGACUCAAGAAACCUCUGGGGUCUUGUUUUCUGGUCAUGUGAUUUCCAGGGGUGUGCAUGAGCCCCUUGGGUGUCUGAUCCGAAGGGCAUGGGAGGGAGGGCCGCACCUCUGCAGUCCUGCUCUGCUGGUGUAGCAGGCAGCUGCCCACCCCCACCCCACCCCGCACCGCGGGCUCCUGAGUCGGCAGAUUAAGCAUUUUAUAAAUUGUAUUUUAAAUACAUGUUUUAAACUUGUCA
Messenger RNA from Trichechus manatus latirostris (Florida manatee), 3531 nucleotides. RefSeq names its product SUZ RNA binding domain containing 1 (gene SZRD1). The transcript is spliced from 4 exons. The record is from RefSeq and is a predicted model, not a curated record. The coding region runs from base 29 to 487 and encodes 152 amino acids. Lineage: Eukaryota; Metazoa; Chordata; Mammalia; Sirenia; Trichechidae.